CCCUCCCGGGCGUCAGCACCGCCCGCCGGGCGCGGCCCCGCUUCCCCAGCGCCCCAAGGGGCUCCGGCCGCAGUUCGAGGGCGGGUGACUCGGAGGCCCCUGACCACCAAGGCCGGCCCCUUCCUGCCAGCCCCGCUCGCCGCGAUCCGCUCCAGGAAGUGCCGAGCCGAGCGAGCCGGCCGCGUCCGCGUCCCCAUCCCGUCCCGUCCCGUCGGCGGGGCUGGCGGCCCCCAGGCCACAGCCAGGAAUGCGCGCGCCCCGGGCCCCGGGCCCCCAGCCCCAGCUGCGGGCGGCAUGAUCCGACGGGCCGGGGCGCCCACGCUCCGGGACCCCGCGGGUCCUGUUCCAGAUGCCGGUGAGGAUCAGGGAGAAGAGGAGGAAGAGGAGGAGGAGGAGGAGGAAGAGGAGAAGGAGGACGGCCCAGGUCCUUGCCUGCCCCUCAGCCUGAAGAAUUGUCUUUCCCGCCGGGGUAUCAGCGUCCUGGAGAAGCUGGUGAAGACCUGCCCCGUGUGGCUGCAGCUGGGCCUGUGCCGGGCCGAGGCCACCAGGAUCCUGCAGCGCCAGGCGGCCGGGGCCUUUCUGGUGCGCAGGGACGGCGGCCUGAAGCUCCUGGUGCUCUGUGUCCACGUCCCCAGCCCGAGGGACAGCGUGUCCAAGGUGCUGGAGUACCCCAUCCGAGAGGAGAGGUCCAUCCUGUACCUGGAAGGCUCCGUCCUGGUGUUUGAGGACAUCUUCAGACUGGUCGCGUUCUACUGUGUCAGCAGAGAUUUGCUGCCCUUCACGCUGAGGCUGCCCCAGGCUGUCCUGGAGGCCAAGAGCUUCGCCGACCUGGAGACCAUUGCCAACCUGGGCCUGAGUCCCUGCAGAGCUCCGUGCCCUGAACUCUGUUUCCCCAGAGCUCUGCAUGCUGGGAAGAAACCAGAGAGCUGGUCAGCACCCGUGUUCUUGCGAGACCCGCAGUCCAGCCCAGGACCUCCAUUCUCCUCACUCCUGUUGGUCCCGUCGGGCACCGGCUUCUGGGAUUCCUCGCUGAACCCCCGCUCAGGAGGUGAGAACUCCGGAGAGCCCCUCAGGGAGCUGGCCCCCAGUGCCACGCCUGCCGCCCAUCCUGCCAGCUGCCCCUGUGAGCUCCAGCUGGCCCUGGGCGCCGACCGCCUGUGGUUCGUGAACCCCGUCUUCAUCGAGGACUGUGGUGCCACCCUGCCUGCCGAGAGCGGCCCCAAGUGCCUGCCGCCCCCCGCCCCCCAGCCUACCUCCCCCACCUCCAGGUGGGCUCCCCGGCGUCCUGCGCCCCCACCCCCGCCCUCAGGCCAGGCCCGGCCUCCUCCAUCCCCUGCACCUGCUCAGACAGGUCCUGUGCUUGGCCCCCACACCGCUGUCCCUAGCCCUCCUGAAGCCCUGCCCCCCAUACCCCCAGCGCCUGACCCCCACCUGGUCCUCCAUGCCCCCGGCCUCGUGGAGCAGCAGAGCCAGCCGCCCAUGACGGCCUGUGAGAGGCUCUCAGGACCCUUCUCGGGCCUGGGCCCCCUCAGGGAGGAAGAAGUGAAGAUGGGGGCCACCCCAGGCCCCCCAAAGCAGGCUCCAGUCCCUCCAGUCCCUGCCAAGAAGAAUGUCCCCGCGGCCCCUCCCCGCCGCCGUGUCUCGGAGAGGCUGAGCCUGGAGGAGCCGGGUGCAGGGAAGGUGGAGGCCGAGGGGGCCUGGCCGGGUGUCUCCAGCCUGCCGCCCCAGGACACCGCAGGCACCCCAGGGGAUGGGCUGCAGAGGACCCCGGAGCCCGGUCAGGAAGUGGCAGCUGCAGCCGGGGACCCGGACAGCGCGCCGGAGCAGGCCAGGAAGAUGCGGCCACCCCCCGUCCCGCCCCCUCGGAAGAAGAGGGUUUCUAGGCAGCUGGCCUCCAUGCUCCCGAGUCCCCUAGAGAGCCAGGAGCUCUGCACGGAGGCGGCGGCCCCCCAGAAGCCGCCACCCAGCCCUCCGCAGAGAAGCCGGAGCCCCGCGCCACAGGCCCUCACCCAGAGCCCGCAGGCUGGCGCCCAGCCCCACAGCACGGCCGAAUUCAAGGGCUCCCUGGGCUCCCUGGCCACCGACCAGGACUCCUACUCCACCAGCAGCGCUGAGGAGGAGCCCGAGCCGCCCGGCGUGAGGAAGAAGCCAUCCCUGCUGCUGGGCCGGGCGCGUCACCGCCUCAGCCUGGCCAGCUUCAGCAGCGCGCUGCAUGCCCUGCUGCCCACCAACCGCAAGCUGUACCGGCGGGUGGUGGAGCUGGCCCAGGACCGCGCGGCCUACUUCGGCAGCCUGGUGCAGGACUACAAGGCCUACAGCCUGGACAUGAUGGCGCGCCAGGCCUCCAGCACCGAGCUGCUGCAGGAGAUCCGUACCAUGAUGACGCAGCUCAGGAGCUACCUGCUGCAGAGCACGGAGCUGCGCGCCCUGGCGGAGCCCCUGCCGCACUCGGAGGACGAGCUGGGAGCCAUUGUGGAGUCCGCCCUGUACAAGUGCGUCCUGAAGCCCCUGAGGGGAGCCAUCAACUCCUGCCUGCGCGAGAUCCACGCCAAAGACCGCUCUCUGCAGCAGCUGCACGACAACCAGCUGGUGAUCCUGGCCACCACCACCACCGACCUGGGCGUGACCACCAGUGUGCCCGAGGUGCCCGUCAUGGACAAGAUCCUGCACAAGUUCACCAGCAUGCACAAGGCCUACUCUCCCGAGAAGAAGAUCUCCAUCCUGCUCAAGACCUGCAAGCUCAUCUAUGACUCCAUGGCCCUCGGCAACCCAGGGAAGCCUUACGGGGCAGACGACUUCCUGCCGGUGCUCAUGUACGUGCUGGCCCGAAGCAACCUCACAGAGAUGCUUCUGGAUGUGGAGUACAUGAUGGAGCUCAUGGACCCCGCCCUGCAGCUGGGGGAGGGCUCCUACUACCUGACCACCACCUAUGGAGCCCUCGAGCACAUCAAGAACUACGACAAGAUCACGGUCACCCGGCAGCUGAGCGUGGAGGUGCAGGACUCCAUCCACCGCUGGGAGCGCAGGCGCACUCUCAACAAGGCGCGGGCCUCCCGCUCCUCCGUGCAGGACUUCAUCUGCGUGUCCUACCUGGAGCCCGAGCGGCAGGCGCGGACACUGGCCACCAGGCCCGACACCCCCGCCGCCACGCUGUGUGCCUUGUGCGCGGAGAGGUUCGCGGCCGCCCGGCCACAGGAGCAGAGGCUCUUCGUGCAGGUGGACGGACGGCGCUUCCAGCUGGCGGAUGACGCUCUGCCCCACCGCUUCAAGGCCCACCUGCUGCAGGUCCAGCCCCGCCGCGACUUCCACUUUGUCUACGGUCCGCUGGAUGACGGCCCGCCCUGCCCCGUCCUGCGGGAGCCCCAGGCCCUGUGACCGACAGCCGGUCCUGCCUGGACGUGGGGCCGAGGCUGGACAGGAGGGUCCUGCCCGGACAUGGGGGCCGAGGCUGGACGGAAGGGUCCUGCCUGGACACGGGUCUCUCCAACCCCCCUGCCCACUCAACCUGCAGUCUUUUGUUCUGCUUGGGGGAGCUCAGUUUUCACAGGACUGUCCCCAGAACCCCUGGCCUGACUCCUGCCGCUUCCCCAGGCUCCAGGGUGGAGCCCAGACACCUGGGACCCGCUCAGCUUCUACCUGGCGCCUCUGUCCUGAGGUGCAGCCAGCACCCCUCGCACCUCUGCCCAGCCAGCUGCCUUGCCAAGCUCAGCCACACCCAGGACUGGUGGUGGGUGUGGGCUCUGGGUGGGGGAAAUGAAUAAAAGCCUUUUGGUGGAAAACAAA
Messenger RNA from Erinaceus europaeus (western European hedgehog), 3783 nucleotides. RefSeq names its product Ras and Rab interactor 3 (gene RIN3). The transcript is spliced from 11 exons. The record is from RefSeq and is a predicted model, not a curated record. Gene Ontology annotation, molecular function: guanyl-nucleotide exchange factor activity; small GTPase binding. Bases 295 to 3375 code for a protein of 1026 amino acids. Gene Ontology annotation, cellular component: cytosol; endocytic vesicle. NCBI's taxonomy places the organism in Eukaryota, Metazoa, Chordata, Mammalia, Eulipotyphla, Erinaceidae. Gene Ontology annotation, biological process: vesicle-mediated transport.